Molecule: messenger RNA, 2234 nt
Organism: Cygnus atratus (black swan)
Lineage: Eukaryota; Metazoa; Chordata; Aves; Anseriformes; Anatidae
Gene: FARS2
Product: phenylalanyl-tRNA synthetase 2, mitochondrial
Exons: 14
Coding region: 689-2047 (452 amino acids)
Biological process (GO): phenylalanyl-tRNA aminoacylation
Cellular component (GO): cytoplasm; mitochondrion
Molecular function (GO): ATP binding; phenylalanine-tRNA ligase activity; tRNA binding
Source: RefSeq, a predicted model, not a curated record
AUCCCCGCCCGCAGCGCACGGGGCCGCGCCGGUUCCCGGAGCCGCCUCCCGCGGCGGCCGGGCAGGGGAAGGGGCAGGGCGGCGGCGGAACGCGCGGCGGGGCGCCUGUCCCUGAAGAGAAGGAAUGAAGCACUAACAGGCAAAGGAAGCAGAGCUGCAAAAAUAUUAUCUCCAGUUGCUGGGUGAAAAACUAUAUAGUACAUUAACUUCCCAAGGGAACUGCUGGAAUAAUGUUCUAAAAUGGACAGAUACAGCAUUGCACAUACAAAAUUAUCAGCUAUUGAAGAGCUGCUGAUCGAUGAGCUCGUAUUGCUAAUUCUACAUUCGUGUUUGAGAAGAGACCUAGGGGAAGUUACUGCAGUUCCAAAAGGUGAUGGAGAAAGGCUAGAAGUUGCAUACUUGUGAGUAAACGCUUUGCUGUAAGGCAGACACAGAAGUGUGGCCUGAUGAACUGCACCUCAGGACUACAGAACUGCCGUUAGAAAAGCAGUGUACAGUGUCUACAGUCUGGCUUAGCUGAGACCCCAAAACACAAUCUUAUAAAUAUUUGGACUCCCAGAUGGUAUGAGUUUCCCUCAUGGAGAAAUAGCAUUUGGAAACUGCUGAAGCUGAUUUACUUCUUAGGUCUUUUCUUGGGGUAUAGAUUGUAACAUCUGAUUUGAUGUAGCAGGUUAUAAGGGAGUUUGCAAUGGCAAUCCUCUGGAAAUUCAUGAGAGUAGCUAUGUAUUCUAAAACAACCUUACCACUGAAAGUGAGAGGAAUUCCGGUCCAUUCAAGGCAUUCUUCUUCUUCCAAGUCUGUACCUUCAGAUUUUGCUGCCAGCACACCCUGCUCAAAUACUGUGGAACUGUUUGGUAAAUCUUAUCCUCAGGAUGACUACAGCAAUGUCACAGAGAAGAUUCUUUCCAAAGUGGGGAAGAACUUGCAUAACAAAAAGCAUCACCCUUUGUGGCUAAUCAAGGAGCAGGUGAAGGACCACUUUUACAAGCAAUAUAUAGGACGACGUGGGACUCCGCUCUUUUCUGUCUACGAUGGUCUUUCUCCAGUGGUUACAGUACAGCAGAAUUUUGAUAGUUUACUUAUACCACAAAACCAUGCCAGCAGAAAGAAAGAGGAUAACUAUUACUUGAAUCGUGAUCACAUGCUAAGAGCACACACAUCAGCACACCAGUGGGACUUGAUACACUCAGGCCUAGAUGCGUUUCUGGCUGUGGGAGAUGUCUACCGCCGUGAUACAAUUGAUAACACCCACUAUCCAGUCUUUCAUCAGAUGGAAGGAGUUCGGCUCUUCUCCUGUCAUGAGUUGUUCUCCAACAUUAAAGAUGGUGAAAGCUUCCAGUUGUUUGAGCAAGGUCAUCGCACUGCACACAAGCAAGAGUGUCACACCAUGGAGGCAGUGAGGCUGGUGGAGUUCAAUCUGAAGCAAGUGCUCACAAAGCUCAUGACUCACAUCUUUGGUGAUGGACUGCAAGUCAGAUGGGUAGACUGUUACUUCCCGUUUACUCACCCUUCCUUUGAGAUGGAGAUCAACUUCCAAGGAGAAUGGCUGGAGGUCCUGGGCUGUGGGGUCAUGGAGCAGCAGCUAGUUAACUCAGCUGGCGCUCAGGAUAAAAUUGGCUGGGCAUUUGGCUUGGGUUUGGAGAGGCUGGCCAUGAUCCUGUACGAUAUUCCUGACAUCCGACUGUUCUGGAGUGAAGAUGAACGCUUCUUGAAGCAGUUUAUUGUGCCUCACAUUUGCCAAAAAAUAAAAUUUCAGCCACUCAGCAGAUACCCACCUUUGAUUAACGACAUCUCCUUUUGGCUGCCUUCUGAGAGAUACUCCAAGAAUGAUUUCUAUGAGUUGGCCCGAACCAUUGGUGGAGACCUCAUAGAAAAGGUUGUCCUACUGGAUGAAUUUACCCAUCCAAAGACAAAGAAGGUCAGCCAUUGCUACCGUAUUGUUUACCGUCACCCGGAGAGGACUUUAACACAGAACGAGGUGCAUCGUAUCCAUCAAGCUAUUGAAGAAUCAGCAGUUCGAGAACUUGGGGUUGAGGGCAGGUUCUAGCAUUGCUAGUCUGAAGCCCUAAUGACAGUUGCUUUCUCUUUUUUUUUUCCCCUUGUUUCUUUUUUUCUUUUUGGGGUGGGGAGUACAAGUAAAGAGGGAUUCUGUGACUGAACCUAGCACAUGGAAAACAAUUGAUAAAUAAGCAAUGGCAAAACUACCAAAUAAUAAACAUUACUACUGAGAAAUC